AAGUGUGAAAAGCCUACAGCAUCAGCAGCAAAAAUUAGCCGAUGAAAAAUCUGAUAAUAGUCCUAGAAUAACUCUGCUGAUCAUUAAUAUUAGGUCUCAUUUUUAGUCUUAACACGUAGUUGCGAAUAUCUACAGAAAUAUCUAGCUUGUUUGUAAGUGUAACUCGUCGUAAAGAUGGAUAAUGACAUAUUGGAUUCUCUUAACGAUUUGGGCUACACCGGCCCACUCACCGAUGAAGCUGCCUUCGCCAAAGCGCUCGAAGGAGGCCCGAAGUCUCUGGAAUACACCAAACUAAUCCACAUCCUCGCCCAAGAGCUGAAGAAGCUAUGCAACCUUGAAGAGACAGUGAAUAUGAUGAAUGCUGCGGAUGAAUCCAGUUCAUUCCUGCUGGAGCUUAGUUCCUUUUUGAAGGAGCUGGGGUGUCCUUAUAAGAAUCUAAUUACAGGUCACAUGUCUUCACGCCUGGAGACGAAGGAAGAUAAGAUCCUAUUACUCGACUACUUGAUCUCAGAGCUGAUGGCAGCCAGGAUUGUAGGCGUUGACCGGCCUAAAGAGAAACCAGGGAUGGAAAUUGUCAUGCAAGAAUCUCCCACGGCCAAGGACCUGAAGGAGAUCCUGAUAGCGCUGAAGUUCAACAAACCGCCGCCCAACAUCACUGUUGAGAUGUUAUUCUCCAAGUUGGAGUCGAAACUCAAGGACACCAUACAGAAAGAAGGUCAACAGCUAGUAGGCAAGCCGUUAUACAACAAAGCCAUGACGGAGAAAGACUGGAAGGCACUCGAGACAGCCUUCUCGGAGAUGUAUGAUGAAUACAGGCUGCGGAGAGAAACAUUGAUCACUAGGUUGGAGUGCACGGUGCAGAGUUUUGAGUGGUCCGACCGCCUAAAAACGAAGAAAGACGUCAUCCAAUCCGCAUACCGGCCGAAGCGUGACCAGCUGAGGAUCAAACCCGACGUCAAACUGUCAGACUUCUUAGCGGCCAGGACCUCGCUGUUGCUGGUGGAGAAAACGUCAAGCGCGAGCGUGAGGAAAAACACGCAGAGCGAUGUUAACAAAGUUAUCAUUGGACAGGUGCCGGACCGCGGCGGGCGGCCCAACGAGGCGCAGCCGCCGCCGCCCGAGAUGCCGUCGUGGCAGCAGCGCGCCCCCGGGCCGCAGGGAGGUGGCGGUCGUGGCGGCGGUGGUAUGGGCGGCGGCAUGGGCGGCCGCGGAGGCGGAGGCGGUCGCGGAGGCGGCGGCGGGGGAGGACGCGGAGGCGGAGGCCGAGUGCAGGGCGGGUACAACCAGGGGCAGGGCGACCAACGACCCCAAACCAGCCCGGCAGCGUUCAGCCAGAACCAGAAUCGAAAUUACGCGACCUACGAGGUCCCGCCCGGCGGUUACAACAACAACCAAAAUUACCAGGGCAACCAGUACCAGGGCAACCAGGGUUACCAAGGCAACCACCAAGGCGGCUACGAUAACCAGAGCAGGGGGUAUGACAACCAGAGGGGUUAUGAUAACCGAGGUGGUGGCGGCGGCUAUCAGAACCAGGGCGGAUACCAGAACCAAGGUGGUGGUGGCGGCUACAAGACCUACCAAACCCAAUCGUACCAGAACCAGGGGUACCAGCAAGGGUACCAGGGGAGGGGGUACCAGAACGAACACGACGACCGCACCGAGAGGAGGGGGGGCGGGGGAGGGAGGGGCGGCUACGGGGGGAGGGGACGGCGUUAG
Molecule: messenger RNA, 1716 nt
Organism: Cydia fagiglandana
Lineage: Eukaryota; Metazoa; Arthropoda; Insecta; Lepidoptera; Tortricidae
Product: protein FAM98B-like
Exons: 11
Coding region: 175-1716 (513 amino acids)
Cellular component (GO): tRNA-splicing ligase complex
Source: RefSeq, a predicted model, not a curated record